AUCUCCUCAAAGUUUGUCUCAUCUGAUCUUUGAAGAACUACUACAUUAAGCAUCUAGCGCAGCGAAAGCUGCGCUAUUCUUCACUUCAAGCCACUCCGCACGUCGUCGGUGGCAGCAUCGGCUCAAGUGGUGGAACGUUCUCUGCCCAAUUAAGGAGAGACGUCAGCGAAUUCAAUUCAUAUCUACACAGUCUCAUACCUUUUUGCCGUUUUUAGUCGUGAUCAUAUCUCUCUUAAUAUAUUUCUAUAAAAAAAAAAGUCUGUCACAAUGGCCUCAGCUCAUUCUCAAGCUCUCCAAAAUUUCAUCCUCACGCCCCAGCAGCAGAACCUGCUCUUCCGCGCUCUUACUUCAAAUCAACCGGGUGGCAGUAACAACAGCCCGAACAAUGGACUGUCUCUCUCACCUGAGUCAUCGACGAAGUCGCCUGUCCAGAACCAGCAAGGUACCCCAAACAUAGAUGUUCAGAACAGCAUUUCCAAUGGCAUUCACGAGAGUCCUUUCUUGGACUACGACUACGACCUAGGACCCGACACUAGUUUCGAUUUCGAUUUUACCCAUGACGGUCAGGCAAAGAUGAUUGGAGAUCUCCCAGGUACUUCGCCAGGUACUUCGCCAAAGGAAAAUUCCAAAUCUAGUUCUCCCGAAAACGAUAGUCCCGAUAAGAGAAGUCAUCCCGAUGACGACGACGAUGAUGACACAGAAGAGGGAGGAGGCAAGCGGAGGGAGGGCGAGGGAAAGAUACCCAAGAAACCCGGCCGCAAGCCACUUACGAACGAGCCCAGUUCGAAGAGAAAGGCCCAAAAUCGCGCUGCCCAGCGCGCAUUCCGGGAGCGCAAGGAGAAGCACCUAAAAGACCUCGAGACGAAGGUGGAGGAGCUCGAGAAAGCAGAAGCGGCGACGAGCAACGAGAACUCGCAGUUGCGAGCCCAGAUUGAAAAGCUGACGAUGGAACUCAAUGAGUAUAAGAAAAAGUUGACGCUAUUAAGCAGCCCUCAUUCAAUUCCCAACACCAAACGAAGCUCAGUUUUUGGUCAAGCUGCAAUUCAAAAUCUCAACGACGUCAACUUCCAAUUCGAGUUUCCCAAGUUUGGUGUCCUUCCUGGCCCUCAGAACUCGCCAAAGACUAUCUCCAAUUCGGUCUAUUACUCGCCGCCUUCGUCUAGUAAAAGCCCCAACAGUCAGGCCAACUCACCAGACAAGUCCAAAGAUCAAGCGACACCCAACUCCACGAAGAGCCGGGAGAACUCUGACGCUUCAUCUAAGGAUGUAUCAUCCAAGUCUUCUGGGUCCCCCUACGAUAGUACGUUCGGCGCCAACGUAUCAAGAACUAGUUUGGACUCCUGCCAUUACAGCGUGAAUGGGGCUAAUACUGAUUCGCCUUGUUCGUCAACAGCGAACUCGAACACGGGCCCUAGCUCUUCGUGCGGAACCUCUCCUGAACCGCUGACGCAGUCACCAGUAGGAUUCAAGCCGGUAGACACCCUCACUACCAUUGGAGAGGAACAACCAACACUGACAAGCGACUCUAUGUCUCAUUUCAACAACUUCAGCAAUAUGGAUUUCUCUAGCAUGGAUUGGUUGUCGCAACAGAACGGGGGCCAGUUUGAUCCGCAGCUCUUCGGCGACUACCGGGAGCCUCAGGACAACAUUUUAGCAACCGCCACUUUCGAUGAUAGCUUCUUCAAUGAUGCCUUCGAUGUCGAUUUCACCACGCCAUACAACGUACCGACGACAUCUAGUAACAACAAUAACACUCCCAGAAAGAAUCUAAUUGCCGAAAUUGAUGCCAGGAAGGAGUCGGAGGAUACCAUAGUCUCAUCCAACGGCAAGCUGCUCACGUGUAAUAACAUUUGGGAGAAGUUGCAAGCGUGUCCCAGGGUUCAGUCGGGCGAUCUCGAUCUAGACGGAUUAUGCUCGGACCUGCAGAAGAAAGCUAAGUGUGGCGGUUCUGGUGCCGUUGUCGACGAACAUGAUUUCAAGGCAGUUAUGACAAAAUACCUUGGCCUCGACGCCGAGGCGUGUACCGCAUAGUUCCCGCGUGCCACUGUUAAAUACUUCCUAUGUAUACAAAUAUAGGGAGCUACUUAGGGAGCUCUCAAAAAAGGACCUCCCUACUCUUGUGCCAUCACCA
Molecule: messenger RNA, 2131 nt
Organism: Daldinia caldariorum
Lineage: Eukaryota; Fungi; Ascomycota; Sordariomycetes; Xylariales; Hypoxylaceae
Product: PAP1-domain-containing protein
Exons: 4
Coding region: 268-2031 (587 amino acids)
Cellular component (GO): RNA polymerase II transcription regulator complex
Molecular function (GO): transcription cis-regulatory region binding; DNA-binding transcription activator activity, RNA polymerase II-specific
Source: RefSeq, a predicted model, not a curated record